UAUCGUCAUCGGUGGGCGCGCAUCUCCAGGCCAACAACAGCUGAUUGCGAUUGCUCUCCGAUUUUGUUGCAGGGCGAAGGAAGAAAAUUGCAAAUUUCGUGGCUAGCCUGCAAUGUCGGCAUUUGUGAAAACCGUGUGCUUGGCACAAAAGCUAUGCGCCGCCAAUCCUGCCCUGGCACGCCAGGCGGUGCGCAGCAUGGCCGGCUGGAACAAGGACUUUAAGCCAGCACCAUUCCCCAAGACGGAGAAGGAGCGCCUGGCGGCGGCCAAGAAGUACUAUCUGCUGCCAGAGGAGUACAAACCCUACGCGGACGACGGCUUGGGCUACGGUGAUUAUCCCAAAGUGGGAUAUGGCCUGGGCGUGGAGGCCAAGGAUAACUACUACCCCUGGGACUACCCCGAGCACAAGCGCAACCUGCACGAGCCUAUCUCGGCGAAUCACGAUCUGUACAGCGAGGAUCGCUACUCCCAGGCCGAGCCGCCGCGCUACAACAACGCCUACUACUUUGUCUGCUUCCUGGGCGUUAUGUCCGGCUGCCUGGCUCUGUACUACUGGCUGGAGGACAAGAAGAUGUACCGCCCGGUGUCUGCCAAGCAAUACCCGGCCGAUGGGGUCAAGCACUACACUUUCGAGCGGUCCAAGUAGAGUGUCCCCUUGUGGAAUACGGCCUCGUUUUUAUUUCAUAGGCAAAUUACCAUCGCAACUGUAAAAUUAAAUUGAAAAUAGAAAGAA
Messenger RNA from Drosophila bipectinata, 733 nucleotides. It is a transcript of the gene ND-ASHI, whose product is annotated as NADH:ubiquinone oxidoreductase subunit ASHI. Lineage: Eukaryota; Metazoa; Arthropoda; Insecta; Diptera; Drosophilidae. Gene Ontology annotation, cellular component: mitochondrion. The record is from RefSeq and is a predicted model, not a curated record.